This is a messenger RNA of Opisthorchis viverrini, 327 nucleotides long. RefSeq lists its product as hypothetical. The transcript has a single exon. NCBI's taxonomy places the organism in Eukaryota, Metazoa, Platyhelminthes, Trematoda, Opisthorchiida, Opisthorchiidae. The record is from RefSeq and is a predicted model, not a curated record. The coding region runs from base 1 to 327 and encodes 108 amino acids.
AUGCUCAGGUAUUCACCGAAAAAUGUUGCGGCACCAAGUGACGCGUGGUCAUUCAAUGGGGAAGAAAGCCUCUACAAUUUGUUGCGCACAUUGUGGGAGACGCGUCAAGCGGAGGAUUCUAGUGAUUUAUGGGGCAAUCCCAACCAAAAGCACACACCCGACAGACGAUCUUCCACUGAAUGGAAGGACAUCCCAUUACCGUUUUAUUGCACUACGCUAGGACCACAUCUUGCUCCCCGACUAGCAAACACCUUGCGACGGCGAACUGUGCUGGGGUUCAACAAUACUCUAAAAAGAGCGGUCUUCCGCUAUUGGUGGUUGGAGUAG